Messenger RNA from Aricia agestis (brown argus), 1432 nucleotides. Its product is annotated as cilia- and flagella-associated protein 99-like. Lineage: Eukaryota; Metazoa; Arthropoda; Insecta; Lepidoptera; Lycaenidae. Bases 3 to 1415 code for a protein of 470 amino acids. The record is from RefSeq and is a predicted model, not a curated record. The transcript has 2 exons.
UUAUGCAAAAUAUUCAGAUUAUCAAUAAAGAUAAUGUAGCUAGUAUUUCACGAAUAGCACAAAGAGAGUAUGAUAAGUAUUUUGUAACAGAAAAUAUACUUGGUUCUAUCUUGUCUUGGCAACCGUUUUUACUCGAAAUAUCCAAAACUACCUCGUAUAACAAAUACCUCAACAAAGGUCAAAUAUUUAAUCAAAAAAGAUCAACAUCACAGAUCCGUCGAAACAUUAUGUUGAAUGUUACUGGAAAAGUAAGAAAAAAUAAAGGUGACAAUAAUUCUGCACCUCGCUUUACAACUAAUGUAAAAUUCAAAGUUUUCAUGAACUCAAAAAUACGACAUCACAAAUAUGAAAAAAAUAAUAAUGUUUUUGGGCUACUUAAUACGAUAAAGAAAGCAAGCUAUUGCUAUUAUUCAAUGAAAAAGUCUACAGUGACUAAUUCAAAGUUUGAAGAUAUUUGCUCCAAAUUGACCAGAAAUAAUAAUUCCUCAACUUGUACACAAGAAAGGCAUAUGCCUAAAGCAAAAUAUACAAAAUGUGUUGUAAAAAGAUUAAAUAACGUAAUAAAAAAAUAUGAACAAGAUGAACUUAAAUGGCUCCAUGAUAUUGUGGACAGUUGUAAAAAUACUCCUAAAGUUGAAAAGUUACUAAAACAAGACCAACAAGAAGAAGAAAAGCAAAGGUUACUAAAAAUUAAGAAAAAUCAUCUAAAGGGACAAAUAUCUCAUGAAGAUGCUAUUAUCGCAAAAAAGAACGUAUGUAAUGAAAAUAAAAGAAAAUAUAAUGAAUUCAUUAAAGAAAAACAACUAUGGGAGAAAGAAAUUGAAGAUUGGAAAAUGAAGCAAACUGAAUACAACCGUAAACAAGUUGAAAAAAUGUCGUUGAUCGAACUAAACUUAAUAAAUUCUAGAAAUUCGAUGUUUGAAAAAAGGCAAGAAAUGGCUGAGACAGUUCGUUAUGAUACCAAAUUACUAAAGGAACUAAUUUUAAAAAACAAAGAAGCUGAUCUUGAACGUAAAAUACAAAUCAUUAAAGAAAUUAAGACGUUAUCUAUGUUUGCUAGAAACUCUAGAAUGCAGAAAACAAUUGAUCUAAACGAAUCACCAGGUUUUGGUUUUCUAUGUGAAAUGUCUAUUGUUGAAUUGCAAAAAAGAUUAGCUGCAAUAAAAAUUAGCCUACAAAAAGAAUUAGAUGAAAAGAAAAACAAAAUAAAAACUUUAAAUACUCAAAAAAAGCUAGAGCUGGAGGAAACGAAGAAAAAUAAUGACAUUUUUCUAGCUGAAAGAGAAAGAUUACGAAAUGUAAAGAAGUCCGAAAUUAAAACAGAUAUAGUGUUUACCGAUGAGAUAAGUCGAUUAGAAAAAAUGUUGGCGAAAAGACGAAAUAAACGUAUUUUACUUACAAAACAAAAUUGCUAACCACUAAGCAAUUACUA